AUGGGGGUAUCGGCGACAGAACAAGGCUGGUUGAGGACUGAGUGGUGGGACAGGAUCCAGGGGCUGAAGGGUCUCCUGUUGAUGAUCCCCAGACGUGAUUUCCAGCGGCGGCCGGCAGGGACAGACCAGCCACUCGCUGAGCUACCAGCGGCGAAGAGGCAGACCUGUCAUUCAUUGGUGCGGCUGCCAGCAGCACUGAUCUUUACUCAGGCACCGAAAGACCGAGGCUGUGGCACCUCCACAUCACUGACCGCUCAAGGACAGCGUCUAUCCCGCUGCCAUCAGACUCUACUCUCCCUGCUGCUGAACUUGGUGGCGGUGAGCCUGUCGGCCACGGCCCUCGUCACCACCUACUGGUGCGUGGGCACGCAGAAGGUGCCGAAGCCAGCCUGCACGCCGGCCAGGACGACGGACUGCACACUCGCCCCUGGCACCCAUGCCAGCUCCAACGGCAGCCUUGGCGACAGCGAGUACAGCUGGGAGACGGGCGACGACCGCUUCACCUUCCGCGCCUUCCACACCGGCAUCUGGACCUCCUGUGAGGAGAACAUCACCGGCGCAGGGGAGGAAUGCCGGAGCUUCGUUGACUUGACCCCCAUCACACAGCAAGGUAUACUGUGGCUCUCCCUGGUUUCCGAAGUUCUCUACAUUGCUUUGCUGUCCAUCAGUUUCCUGCUGAUGGGGUUGGAGCUGUGCUUCCCUCGAAAUUCCACCUGCGCACUCAAGCUCAAUGCAUUCGCAGCCAUCUUCUCCGUGCUGUCAGGCCUGCUGGGAAUGGUGGCCCACAUGAUGUACACACAAGUUUUCCAAGUGACAGCAAGUCAAGGGCCAGAGGACUGGAGACCCCACCGCUGGGACUUCGGCUGGUCCUUCUACCUGGCCUGGCUCUCCUUCACCUUCUGCAUGGCGUCCUCUGUCACGGCUCUGAACAUCUACACCAAGACGGUCCUGGAAUUCCACCAGUCGCAGAAGCAGAGCCUGAAGCAGCGACCCGAGAGGCUGGGCUAUUUCCCCGGCCGCUUCAACCAGUCCGCUUCUGUUGAUAUCUUCACCAACCUGGCUCCCGGUCUCCUGGUGAGGCCAGGGUCAGUGGACGAGCCCGACUCAGCAGAGUCCCUGGGAGAUGAGCGCUGCUAA
Pristis pectinata (smalltooth sawfish) is the source of this 1137-nucleotide messenger RNA. Its product is annotated as germ cell-specific gene 1-like protein. Lineage: Eukaryota; Metazoa; Chordata; Chondrichthyes; Rhinopristiformes; Pristidae. Bases 1 to 1137 code for a protein of 378 amino acids. The record is from RefSeq and is a predicted model, not a curated record. The transcript is spliced from 8 exons. Gene Ontology annotation, cellular component: plasma membrane.